Messenger RNA from Pistacia vera, 1521 nucleotides. Its product is annotated as protein DETOXIFICATION 40-like. Lineage: Eukaryota; Viridiplantae; Streptophyta; Magnoliopsida; Sapindales; Anacardiaceae. The record is from RefSeq and is a predicted model, not a curated record. The coding region runs from base 1 to 1521 and encodes 506 amino acids. Gene Ontology annotation, cellular component: membrane. Gene Ontology annotation, biological process: xenobiotic detoxification by transmembrane export across the plasma membrane. The transcript has 7 exons. Gene Ontology annotation, molecular function: xenobiotic transmembrane transporter activity; antiporter activity.
AUGGCCGAAGAACGUAUCACCAACAAUAAUGAGGUCCUUGAACCCUUGUUGCAACGCAAACAAUCCGCACCUGUGCCAGUGAGUUCCGCUCUUGAAGACACUCUAUCCGACACCAGUUUGUCAUACUUUAAACGACUCAGAAAGGCCACAUGCAUCGAACUCAACACCCUCUUCCGCCUGGCAGGCCCCGCAAUCGUUGUGUAUUUGCUCAAUAACAUCGUGUCCAUGUCCACUCAGAUCUUUUGCGGCCAUCUCGGCAAUCUCGAACUCGCUGCUGCCUCUCUUGGCAAUACAGGAAUCCAAGUUUUCGCUUAUGGACUCAUGUUAGGAAUGGGCAGUGCGGUGGAGACUCUAUGUGGCCAAGCUUAUGGGGCACACAAAUACCAUAUGCUAGGAGUUUAUCUUCAAAGAUCAACAAUUCUUUUAACAGCAACCGGGAUCCCAGUUAUGUUUAUUUACAUAUUUUCCAAACAAAUUUUACUCUUACUAGGUGAAUCUAGUUCCAUUGCAUCCUCGGCAGCAAUCUUUGUUUAUGGUCUUAUUCCUCAAAUAUUCGCAUACGCUGCAAAUUUUCCCAUACAAAAAUUCCUGCAAGCCCAAAGCAUAGUCUUCCCUAGCGCAUACAUUGCAGCCGCCACGCUCGUGGUGCACCUUUUACUAAGUUGGCUGGCAAUUUUCAAGUUUGGUUGGGGGCUGCUCGGCGCAUCGUUAGUGUUGAGUUUGUCAUGGUGGAUUGUGGUGGUGGCACAAUUUGUGUACAUUUUAACAAGUGUGAGGUGUAAGCAUACGUGGACUGGGUUCACUUUACAGGCAUUUACUGGGUUGUGGGAGUUCUUGAAAUUGUCCACAGCUUCAGCCAUAAUGUUGUGCCUUGAGACUUGGUACUACCAGAUAAUUGUUUUGAUUGCGGGAUUGCUCAAAGAUGCAGAAAUCGCCUUGGACUCUCUCUCCAUCUGCAUGACGAUUUCUGGAUGGGUUUACAUGAUUGCAGUAGGUUUCAAUGCCGCAGCAAGUGUGAGAGUGAGCAAUGAGCUAGGGGCCGCGCAUCCAAAAUCGUCGGCAUUCGCGGUGGUGAUAGUAACUUCAAGUUCAUUUAUAAUCGCCGUUAUUUUGGCUAUACUCGUGCUUGCAUUUCGCCAUAGUAUCAGCUAUAUCUUCACCAGCGGUUCCACGGUUUCGAAUGCCGUCUCUGAGCUCUCUCCCUAUCUCGCUUUCUCCAUCAUUCUCAAUGGUGUUCAGCCUGUCUUGUCAGGAGUGGCUGUUGGAUGUGGAUGGCAAGCAUUUGUUGCUUAUGUGAAUGUGGGUUGCUACUAUAUUAUUGGCGUCCCAUUGGGUUGCCUUCUCGGCUUCAAAUUCGAUUUUGGUGCUAAGGGAAUAUGGACUGGGAUGAUCGGAGGAACUCUUAUUCAAACUCUCAUCUUAUUAUAUGUCACAUUUCGGACCGAUUGGAAGAAAGAGGUUGAGAAAACAAAGAGUCGUUUGGAUAAGUGGGAAGACCAGAAGGAGCCCAUUUUGAAUUAG